Corticium candelabrum is the source of this 3984-nucleotide messenger RNA. RefSeq lists its product as uncharacterized. The transcript has a single exon. The record is from RefSeq and is a predicted model, not a curated record. The coding region runs from base 1 to 3984 and encodes 1327 amino acids. Gene Ontology annotation, biological process: proteolysis; DNA integration. Gene Ontology annotation, molecular function: nucleic acid binding; zinc ion binding; aspartic-type endopeptidase activity. Lineage: Eukaryota; Metazoa; Porifera; Homoscleromorpha; Homosclerophorida; Plakinidae.
AUGGCGGCUGCAAGUUAUCAUGGACGUUUGGCGGAGUUCAGCCCAGGAAUUGACACCGUAGAGGACUAUAAAGAGAGGUUCUUCUUGUAUUGUACAGCUAACUCGAUCGAAGAUGGAGACAAACAGAAGGCCGUGUUCUUGACGAGCAUCGGAGGGACGACCUACACCCUAUUGAAGAACCUAGUAAGACCGCGACUGCCGCAAGAUCUCGAGUUGGAGGCGCUGAUUGACAUGCUAAAGAGGCACUACCAGCCCAAAGUAGUCGUCAUAGCGGAGCGAUUCAAGUUCUUCAAAAGACAACAGCGAGAAGGUGAGUCAAUCGCUGUGUAUUUGUCUGAGCUGCGUCGGUUAGCGAAGGACUGCGAGUUUGGGGAGUAUUUACAAACCGCACUACGCGACCAACUCGUAUGUGGGUUGAAUAGUGAAGCACUACAAAGGAAAGUGUUGGCAGAGGCAGACCUUACAUUAGAGAGGGCUCUGCAAAUAUCACAGGCAUUCGAAGCAGCGAGACAAGAGACAAGGGUUCUUCGUGGGUGUGCACCACAAGGUCCGCCCACUCUGAAGUCUGAGACCGCGUACAUUGUUCGGAAAGACACAACAGGUGUCAAUACGAAAACCACGAAACACGGAAGUGGUGGCGAACAAGCAUGUCACCGAUGCGGAACGAAAGGGCAUACGCCACAGAAUUGUAGAUUUAAGACACAAACGUGCCAUUUUUGCAAGGGACAGGGGCAUAUUAGUCGAGUAUGCCGGAAGAGAAUGCAGAGUAGAGAUUCCAAAGACGCAACACGUGGAAAGGGGAAGCCCCGAACUACCCAUCAUGUAGAUGAUGAAUUGCUUAGUGUUGUUUAUAGUAUCUCAAACAAGAGAGGUGUCACAGUGGAAAUGGACGUUGCUGGAAGACAGAUAGAGUUAGAAAUAGAUACCGGAGCAACAGUUACGGUUAUCCCCACUAGUACAUAUCAGAAGUACUUGAAACAUAUACAGUUGCGCCCAAGUACCACCAGAUUGCACGCGUACAAUGGACAGCCCUUGAAUGUGCAAGGAGAAGCGGAAGUUCCUGUAAGAUACAAGGGACAGCAAGUAAAUGUAAAGUUUCAUGUGGUAAAAGUGAAGAACAAGCCCGCCAUCCUAGGAAGAGACUGGUUGAAACAUUUUAAACUAGAUUGGGAUUCAAUCUUCACUGUACAGAAAUUUCAGACAAUAGACCCAGUGGAAACCUUUCCACAGUUGUUUGGCACUGGGGUAGGUACAUUGGUUGGAUAUCAGGCCAACAUCAUGUUGAAUACAGAUGCCAAACGAAAGUUUCAUCGACCCAGACCGAUUCCAUAUGCCUUGCAUGGUAAGGUCGAUGCUGAACUCGAACGGAUGCGGAAGGAAGGUAUUCUGAAACCAGUAGAGAAGAGUGAAUGGGCAGCACCCAUCGUGGUAGUUCGAAAGGGGGAUGGAAAUGUUAGAAUAUGUGGCGACUACAAGGUCACCAUCAACCCCUAUAUUGAUUUGGAUCAAUAUCCGAUGCCAAAUCCAGAUGACUUGUUUUCGACCUUAGCAGGAGGGAAGAAAUUUUCUCGUUUGGAUCUCAAGCAAGCGUAUCAACAGAUGUUAGUAGACCCCAGAAGUCAGCAAUACCUAACCAUCAAUACACACAAGGGCAUGUUUACGUACACAAGGAUGCCAUUUGGCAUAAGCUCAGCACCCAGUAUAUGGCAACGAGCUAUAGAUAACGUUUUAUCAGGACUGGACGGAGUCAUCUGCUACCUAGAUGAUAUUCUAAUAGUGGGCAACAGUGAUGAACAGCAUAACCACAGGUUAUUCAAGGUCUUGGAAAGACUGAACCAAGCCGGAAUUAAGCUAAAAAUGGAAAAAUGUGAAUUUGGCAAGUCGAAGGUAGAAUAUUUGGGGCACGUGGUGAGUGCAGAAGGCAUAUCCCCAUCUCGGAGUAAGAUGGAAGCGAUUCAAAAUGCACCUGACCCUAGCAACGUGACUGAAUUGAAGGCUUUCUUGGGACUUCUAAAUUAUUAUGGGAAGUUCUUACCUAAUUUGUCAUCGACAUUACAACCACUGUAUAUCUUACUGAAGAAACAGCAACGUUGGAAGUGGUUGGAUCAACAGAGAAAGGCAUUCCGGCAGGCAAAACAAAUACUAGUGAAAUCGGACUUACUAGUACAUUAUGAUUUGGGUAAGCCCAUCAAGUUAAGUUGUGAUGCUUCACCAUAUGGAGUAGGAGCGUGUCUAUGUCAUGUCAUGGAAGAUGGCACUGAACGCCCAGUCGCAUUUGCAUCACGAACACUAGCUCCAGCUGAGAAGAAUUAUGCUCAUGUAGAAAAAGAGGCCCUAGCCUUGAUUUAUGGAGUAAGACACUUCCAUAAAUACCUGAUGGGAAGGAAGUUUACGCUAUUAACCGAUCAUCGACCACUACUGAGAAUUCUAGGAGCUAAGGAAGAAGUUCCUACGCUAGCAGCUGCACGACUGCAGCGCUGGGCACUCAUAUUAAGUGCAUACAGCUAUGAGCUAGAAUACAGGGCAGGGCAGGAUAACAAGGAAGCUGAUGUAUUGUCUCGACUUUCUAUACCAGUAGAAGUAAUUGAUCCAAAUGAACAAAUCUUUGGAGUGGAUUAUUGUGAACCAUUGCCCAUGACUGCCAAAGAGAUUGCAAAGGCAACCCAAUUGAAUGUGGUGACAAGGAGAGCAUAUCAAUAUACUCGAUACGGAUGGACUACCAGAGAUGUGGACCAAUCCUUACAACCAUUUGCUAAACGUGCUAAUGAGUUAUCGAUCGAAGGAGGCUGCUUAUUGUGGGGCAGCAGAGCUAUCAUCCCAGAGGAAUUGGGAAAGACCGUAUUAACGCAGAUACAUGAGGGUCAUCUGGGGACCAGCAAAAUGAAGGCCUUGGCCAGAAGUUACGUGUGGUGGCCAAACCUGGACAGGGAUAUAGAAGAUUUGGCAAGAUCAUGUGAACAGUGUCAAAACCAGAAGAGUAGACCAAGUACUACUAAACCCUCACAUCCAUGGAUCUACCCAACAUCACCAUGGGAACGUGUCCAUGCGGAUUUUGCAGAGUUUGCGGGGAAGCAGUAUUUACUUAUUGUAGAUGCCUUCUCUAAAUGGCCGAAAGUCCACGAACUGGGUAUACAUGCUACUACAGGGCAGACAAUUGAAGCUAUGCGAAGAAGCUUUUCUUGUCAUGGAUUGCCACAGCGACUUGUAACCGACAACGGUCCUCAGUUUAGGGCACAAGACUUCAAGGAGUUUAUGGAGGCCAAUGGAAUCAAGCAUCAACUGACUCCACCCUACCAUCCUGCAUCUAAUGGACAGGUAGAGCGAAUGGUACAAGAGUUGAAAAAGAGCUUGAAGGUUCGACCAGCGGGAAGAUCGAUAAGUCAUCAAGUGUCUUCGUUCCUUCUACACUAUCGUACGACUCCACAUACUGCAACAGGCAAAACUCCUGCGGAAUUGUUGAUCAAACGAAUACCAAGAACCAAGUUAUCUUUGUUGCGCCCAGAGGUAAGUGACAUUGACAGAGAUGAACAGAGGAUCAAGUUCGAGGAAGCUACCAAACGAUCAAGACAACUGGAUCCUGGUUGUAAAGUCAGUGUGUGGAAUCCACGUCAAGAUAGUCGUGGUAGGUGGUUGGUGGGAACCGUUGAACAACAGCUAGGACCAACCAGCUAUUUAGUGAAUGUGGAAGGACAUUGCAGGUACGUGCAUAUAGACCAAAUGCGUUGGAGAGAUCAACGGAGUGUACCAGAAACAGCUGAUGUAAGUGUACCAGAGAUAGAGGUGGAAGAGAUACCAGUACCAGUCAUUCCUGUGAAAGAGACAGGACAAGUAGUUCAAUCUACUAAACACAAGGACCAAGAUGAGGAGUCUACCUUGAUCUCCAAGGAAAUGUUAUCACCUCCAGAAGACCACGAGAUUGAGACUCCCAGACGAUAUCCAAAGAGACAAAACAGACAACCACCAGCAAGAUAUCGUGAACAAUAG